CAGAUCAGAUAGCACACACACAUACACCCACGUCUCCGUAGAAGCUCCUGCCAUCUACCCGUGGCCUGCACUGGACUAUGGCUUCUCCAGGGCUCUGGGCUAUUGACUAUGAGGUUUAUGGGGAUGUCCAGGGUGUCUUCUUUAGAAAGUACACCGAAGAACAGGGAAGGAAGUUGGGGGUGGUCGGCUGGGUGAAGAACACGGCUCAUGGGACUGUGACUGGACAAGUGCAGGGUCCUAAGGAGAAAGUGGAGAUCAUGAAGAACUGGCUGCGCAGCGUAGGAAGCCCCAUGUCACGUAUUGACCAAGCUGUGUUCUCCAACGAGAGGGAGAUCUCCAGUCUGGAGUUCCAGUCCUUCACCACUAAGUACUAGAACCAGCUGGCCGGUCAGGCUGGGAUGUCCAUCCCUAGCUACA
Molecule: messenger RNA, 417 nt
Organism: Euleptes europaea (tarantolino)
Lineage: Eukaryota; Metazoa; Chordata; Lepidosauria; Squamata; Sphaerodactylidae
Product: acylphosphatase-2-like
Exons: 4
Coding region: 78-374 (98 amino acids)
Molecular function (GO): acylphosphatase activity
Source: RefSeq, a predicted model, not a curated record